AAUGUAACUUAUAUGUUCAAAGUUUGUUAUAAAAUUAUUAUUGUAAAUCAGCACCAAAUACCGCCUCUUAUAUAUUUCUUGAUAAAUUAAGGAGUGAAGUGAAAUAUAAAAAUUUAAAAUGUCACCGAACUUAGCCGCCGACACUCUGCCUGUGCCACAACGUGAGCAAUCCAUAUCUGAGGUCCAGUCAAUUUCCAUCCAAAGACAUCAAAUAAAGCAUAUGAGGACAGUGGGGAGCGCUAAUAUUGGCCAAUGUAUCAAUAAUAUCUUGAGAAGAUUAAUGAUUGAUGAGCUGGCCAUGAAAUUCUCAUAUACUGGCCGUGCAUCAAACGGGAACACAAAAACUCCAUUUCAUGGGAGUGAGAUAUCGAAAUGCAUACUGAUUGCUGUUCAAACGUUUUUGGGGACAUUGCAAUUGAAGUGAAAUAUGGAUCGUUGGCGUCGAAAUGGCUCCAACAAGCCAGAACAAGGUUGUUGAGAAGGACCAAGAGCAGAGAGACUACGCCUCAUGAAGCUCAAAUCGAG
Molecule: messenger RNA, 525 nt
Organism: Nilaparvata lugens (brown planthopper)
Lineage: Eukaryota; Metazoa; Arthropoda; Insecta; Hemiptera; Delphacidae
Exons: 4
Coding region: 119-424 (101 amino acids)
Source: RefSeq, a predicted model, not a curated record